CUUCUGCCGCCGCCCCGCGGCCGGCCGGUGGGCGAGCGCGGUGUCGGAGGGCGUGCGGCCUGGGCCCAGCGCUUUCGGUUCACGGAGGAGCCGGGCCCGGGAGCCGAGGGGGCCGUGCUGGAAGUCCGCGUCCCGCAGCAGUUUGUAAGGGAGGUGUUAGUAUUCCCAUGUCAAAAAAAAAAAAAAGGAAGCAGCAGCUCGGGAGAAGUUAGAAGGCUGGAAGAAGAUGAAGUUUGGUGGCUUAACUCCGGCAAUCCUAACCACUUGGGAGACUCAGGUCUUGCAUCUGCAGUAUGGAAUGUACGUCUGGCCCUGUGCUGUGGUCCUGGCCCAGUACCUAUGGUUUCACAGAAGAUCCCUGCCUGGCAAAGCUGUCUUAGAGAUUGGAGCUGGAGUAAGCCUUCCAGGAAUCUUGGCUGCAAAAUGUGGUGCUGAAGUAAUACUAUCUGACAGCUCUGAACUUCCACACUGCUUGGAGAUUUGUAAGCAAAGCUGUCAGUUGAAUAACCUGCCACAGGUACAGGUCGUUGGACUGACAUGGGGCCACAUCUCUCCAGACCUUCUAGCCUUACCAUCACAGGACCUUAUUCUUGCAUCGGAUGUAUUCUUUGAGCCAGAAGAUUUUGAAGACAUCUUAACUACAGUGUACUUCUUAAUGCAGAAGAACCCCAAGGUUCAACUGUGGUCAACAUAUCAGGUUAGAAGUGCUGACUGGUCACUUGAAGCUUUGCUCCACAAGUGGGAUAUGAAAUGUGUCCAUAUUCCUCUGGAGUCUUUUGAUGCAGACAAAGAAGAGAUAGCUGAAUCUGCCCUUCCAGGAAGACAUACUGUAGAAAUGCUGGUCAUCUCCUUUGCAAAGGACAGCCUCUGAAUUACAUCUAUGAGCUCAGCUCUCGCCUGGGACAGUGAAUUCCAUGACCAACAGCCUGCCAUUGGGAUUAGACCACUUCAGCUUCUCAAGCAAGUACAGUGAGAGAACCAGCCAAAUCUGCUGGCCUUAAGACUUAAGAUUGUCAGUUGUAACCUAGACCAUACCCAUGGCCAACGUAAUUAGGAAACAAAAAUAAAACACUCAUAAUUAAGAUCUCUUCCUGUGACACUGGAUAUUGACCCCCGGGACAGAACAUGUCUAAGUUCCCCACAAGGAACUCCAUCUCCAACUCUUGACUGUACCCAUUAAUACAUGAAAGACGGCAGCCACAACACUGGUUCUUAGGGGAACAUGAGUGGCGUUUUCAUGCUUUGUGCAGGACCUAAGCAUCUUAACUUUUGAGCUAUAUAAAAAGCCAGUGGCACUCAACAUUAUAUAGGUCUUUGAAGUGGGGGUAGAAAAGAUCAAGACAUUGUGAGAAAAGCUAACACCAAGAAAACAUUUUAAUUAAACUACAGAAACAAUGGUUAUAGUACAGAAUAUUCAUAA
Molecule: messenger RNA, 1420 nt
Organism: Perognathus longimembris pacificus (Pacific pocket mouse)
Lineage: Eukaryota; Metazoa; Chordata; Mammalia; Rodentia; Heteromyidae
Gene: Mettl23
Product: methyltransferase like 23
Exons: 6
Coding region: 227-871 (214 amino acids)
Cellular component (GO): cytoplasm; nucleus
Source: RefSeq, a predicted model, not a curated record